ACCACCAAGGCUCCUUACAGCAAGAUUGGUGCCGGCACUUGCGGCAUCAUCUUUGCGCAAGAGGAACAGCCUUUUGUGGUCAAGGUGGCCAAAACAAACGGCAACGCAUUGUGGAACGACUUUGGAAUGCACGCUUCCAUUGCCGACCAAUUCCGCAUUUGGAACGUCGUUGAAGUCAAGAUCCCGGCCUGCUACUACUUUGUCCCAAAGGGGCAUUCUUACUUUGACGACAACCCGUCGCUUGCACAAGCAGCCGGGCAAGUCUUCAAUGUGCCCAAUAGCGCCCUCGUCACCGAGCGGAUCUUUCCACUGCCCCUAAAGACUCGAAACCUAUUGAUUGACAAUUUCUGCUCAGAGCAGGCCAGAAACGCCGCCCGUACUGACCCGGCAAACAGAAACUGCCUGGUGCGAGUCUAUCUCGGCUCAAUGCACGGAUUGGUAGGGCGCUACUUUUCCCUUGAAAACUUUAGGCUGCACUUGAAUCAGAUGGACAAGCUCAAGCUGGACGCAAAAGCCAUUGCGGGACGGAUCGCUACUGCUCUUGCAGUCAUGCAUUGGGCGGCAAAGACGGAUGCCCGGGAUGUGGAAUUUGUUUUGGCAAGUUCCUCGCACAAGAUUUCACAAGGCUUCACCGGUCUGGAGAUGCGAUCUCUUAAGAAACCCACAUACACUGGGCCGCGAUCCAACAUUCACGACGACUUCUUUACUCGAACUACCGACCUUUGGGUUUUGGAUUUUAACCAGGUGCAGCCAAUCACCAUGGACGCAAAUGGCGUUGCAAAGGCCGUUGAAGCCUACAAGCUCAACGAUCCGUAUUUCCCACGGCCACUGCGGGAAUCGAGAAUUGAAAAGGUUGUGUGGAAUGAGUUUGUUGAGCAGUAUCUUGGUGCGGCCCAUACGAUCAUCAGAGAGGAGGCAAACACAAGACUGCUGCCACUUCCGGGCAAGUUUAUUAGCGGGCUGAUUGCGCUUGAGCGAUACAAACAGCGGAGG
Molecule: messenger RNA, 993 nt
Organism: Trichoderma atroviride IMI 206040
Lineage: Eukaryota; Fungi; Ascomycota; Sordariomycetes; Hypocreales; Hypocreaceae
Source: RefSeq, a predicted model, not a curated record